UUUCGCGUACUUCGCGCCUCGCGUUUUCGACGUAGCGGACUCCCUUUUCCCAUCGUGGGCUUCCAAGGGCUGUUGGCGGCCGGCGAGUUUUGGACGGUGCUUUAAAAAACUCGUGCUCUCCGGGCUUACCUCCUGCAGGAAUUUUCGUCGGCAUGGCCCUCUUUCGGUUACUCCCGUCUCGCACCGUCAUUCAAACUCAGAAAUGCCUCCCAGCGCUCUCCGUGUUCUCCAGGAAUAUCUCGGCAGACUCCACGGACCUGAAAGGCCUGAUGGCCAACAAGAUCAAGACAUUCCAGUCCCAGGUGAAGGAGUUCCGACAGAAAUGCGGCAGCCAGGUCGUCGGAGAGGUCACCAUUGACAUGAUCUACGGUGGCAUGCGAGGCAUCAAGGGCUUGGUGACGGAGACGUCUCAUCUGGACCCCGAGGAGGGCAUUGCCUUCCGUGACUAUUCGAUCCCACAGAUCCGCAAGCUGCUACCCAAGGCACCUGGCGGAGAGGAGCCCCUUCCCGAGGGCCUCUUCUGGCUCCUCCUUACGGGUGACAUCCCCACACCCGAGCAGGUGAAAUGGGUGUCCAAGACGUGGGCUCAGCAGGCAGACCUUCCCUCGCACGUGGUCACCAUGCUGAACAACUUCCCCUCGCACGUGCACCCCAUGUCCCAGCUGAGCUGCGCCAUCACCGCCUGCAACACCGAGAGCAAGUUUGUGCAGGCCUACAACAAGGGUGUGCCUAAGGCAACCUACUGGGAGCACACAUUCGACGACACGAUGGCUCUUCUGGCCAAGCUGCCCCCGAUUGCGGCCACCAUCUACCGCAACUUGUUCCGGGACGGCAGCAGCAUAGGUGCCAUCGACGUGUCCAAGGACUGGUCGGCCAACUUCACUGCCAUGCUGGGUUACGAUGACCCAAACUUCACCGAGCUCAUGCGCCUCUACCUGACCAUCCACAGUGACCACGAAGGCGGCAACGUGAGCGCGCACACGACCCACCUUGUGGGCAGUGCCCUGUCCGACCCGUACCUCUCUCUGGCCGCCGGCAUGAACGGUCUGGCCGGUCCUCUGCACGGCCUUGCCAACCAGGAGGUGCUGGUCUGGCUGACCAAGCUGCAGAAGGAACUCGGAGGUGAAGUGAGCGACGAGCAGUUGAAGGAGUUUGUGUGGAAGACCCUCAAGUCUGGACAGGUGGUGCCCGGUUACGGCCACGCUGUCCUGCGCAAGACAGACCCGCGCUACACGUGCCAGCGGGAGUUCGCGCUCAAGCACCUACCCAACGACCCGAUGUUCAAGCUGGUCUCGCAGAUCUACACCGUGGUGCCUCCCAUUCUCCUCGAGCUGGGCAAGGUCAAGAACCCAUGGCCCAACGUGGACGCACACUCCGGCGUCCUCCUGCAGUACUACGGCAUGAAGGAGAUGUCCUACUACACCGUUCUCUUUGGCGUGUCGCGCGCCCUGGGCGUCCUCUCGUCACUCAUCUGGGACCGUGCUCUGGGGCUGCCCAUCGAGCGACCAAAGUCCCUGACCACCGAGGGUCUCAUGAAGCUGGUUGGAUACAAAUGAACACCAAGCGACGAGGAAACAGCCCUCCACCUUUUUGUUCCCCCUCCCCGUCUCCUGUGCCUCCCUCACAGCAUCGCCAUCCCAUCACCGUGAACCACCAUGCUACUGCGAUUGUGCUUGUUCAUUAUUGUUUCGCGCUUCUUUACCCACAGCUUUUCUCCUAACGUUUCCUUCGCUAUUCUGUAGCGGCCCGUUCAUUUUCUCUCCAGCACUCUCUCACCUCUGCUGUUUCGUUUCCACAUUUGUUCGUUUUGUUGAAGAUGCAGAACUUGCGCUAGCGCAGAACUACCACAUUGCAGCCCAUUGCAGUGUUGACAUGAGUGCAAGCGACAAUCUUGGUCAACCUUAGAGUCCUUGCUGAACUGUCAGGAGCGAAGCUGGUCUCCCGAGUGGAAGUUCUGGUGCAUUUAGCAAUUUGAGGGCAAGCGACCCGCUUCGAACUUGCCCUACGUUUUGCAAGGUCUCCUUGGGGAUUGGGACGCUGAAUGACUGAAGUCCUUAUUAAGAAAUUCCCGCUAGUGUAUGUCCCUGUGUUGGCUAUUCGUAAGUUAUUGUGUCAUCGCAGUGGCGCCUGUUGACGUUUCAUAUAUUUCGCGGUGUGCUUGUUCUUCCCGUUGAUAGAUUACAGUUUGACCACUGUCUUAUUGUUAUGGUUUCCUUUCUUUAAUUGCUAAAUUAAUGUUGUUGCCUUUUUUGGUGACGUUUCUGUGAGUGCUGAACCACGAAGUCAGCACGUCUGUUGUCAGGCUACUCCAGUAUAGUUAAACUUUUCCUAGUGCUUGUAUGUGCUCGACCUGUGGAAUCAAAAUGAUUGGUACUUUAUUUUUUCUCUCUCGCAAAAGGGACGACAGACGCCAGUAUUCUGCUAAUAAUGAAUUGUGUGGCCUUUUGUGUUUGUUUUUCCUUUAUAUGCUUUUGCCUUUGUGCACGGAGUGAUAAUACAUGUAAACUUUGCACGUGCCUCUCCAUACAAAUAGUCAUUGAAACCGAACUGUGUGGCAAUUGAUGGUGACACAUAGACAUUGGCAGUCGACGUUACUGCAUGCUAGACAAGUUUUCAGUGUUGAUGUCUCUAGCAACCGAUUUCACCACGGCCACAGUCGAGAGACGGCCUCUGAGCCACGCAUUUCUUUUUCUUCCUCUCCUCACAGUGUACUAUCUUCAACAUCACAACAUUGUUGCAAGAGUGUGUGUGUGCGUGUGUGUGUGAACGUGUCAGCAGGUUGCAGUGGUGCCGAAUGUUCAUCGUACUUUAAUCUGCCUUUCUUUUGUCACGCGAUUUGCUUUCUUCUGGCGAGCCUACAUUUCAUAGCCGAGGCAAAUUGACAGAUGCGUACGCCAUCGCCACACGUGCACGUCGUCUGGUGCACAUUGCAUCGUCUGCUUCGAGGCAAGGACAGGGGCAAAACUUCCGCGAACCAUUCAUGUGUCCUUCUUAACAUCGUUGCACUAGCAGCAAUUUUCGGCUCUCCUUCUCAUUGCUCAAGGGCAGCAGGUUUCUUUCUGUGCUUUUCAUAAAUACGUACUACGCGCAACUAUGUAACGGGCCUUGGAGUCUCUCUUGUCGGGUGGAAAGGUGGGCACGUUGUUUCCUUUUUCUUUCACCACAUUGACCUGUUCCCGAAGACCCAGCAUCCAGCGUUGCACUCGUGUCGAGUCCGGUGAGAUCACCUUGCGCAAAAUGAGCUGGAAGUUGGGUCUUCCGGUUGAGCAGCUUUUCGUGACACUGCCAGAGGUGUUUUUGAGUCCCAGUGAUUCGUGUGACGUACGUGCUCCAGCCUCGUCAUCUAGUGCCGGGGGUCGAAGCGUAUGCCGCACCCCUUGUACUAAAAAGUGGCAGCAAUUACGGCAAUGCCCCUCUCGUCGACUGUCGCGCCUGGCUGCCGAGUGUUAUUUUUAGAGGGAGUGUAUCUUAUGGCUAAAGAGACGAUGUUAGAGACAGUUGUGAGUGUUUUAACUUAUUUGUAAGCAGUCCAGUUUCUUUCCUCUUGCAACACUUUGUCUUUGGAGAUAUGGGAUAAUAGCUUUUUUUUUUUUUUUGUAUGGUUGUGUAUCCGUAUACAUAGUAUAAAUAGCCCAGCCUGGAAAAUGAGCCAGCAAUACUACCAAGCAAUGAAAGUUAACAACAGUAGGCCCUCUUUAAAGAGAGUGCAGGACGCUGUAAUUAGAAGAAUGACGUGUAAAUGGAAAGUGAUGCAAUGUCUAUUCCAUUCAGUGUGAUAUCUGGAAAUAAAUGGUACAGAUAAA
Molecule: messenger RNA, 3803 nt
Organism: Rhipicephalus sanguineus (brown dog tick)
Lineage: Eukaryota; Metazoa; Arthropoda; Arachnida; Ixodida; Ixodidae
Gene: kdn
Product: probable citrate synthase 2, mitochondrial
Exons: 10
Coding region: 153-1556 (467 amino acids)
Biological process (GO): carbohydrate metabolic process; tricarboxylic acid cycle; citrate metabolic process
Cellular component (GO): mitochondrial matrix
Source: RefSeq, a predicted model, not a curated record